CCUCCACACUCCUCUCCUGUACAUACUGCCCACUGUCAUACCCUCCACACUCCUCUCCUGCACAUACUGCCCACUGUCAUACCCUCCACACCCCUCUCCUGUACAUACUGCCCACUGUCAUACCCUCCACACUCCUCUCCUGUACAUACUGCCCACUGUCAUACCCUCCACACUCCUCUCCUGCACAUACUGCCCACUGUCAUACCCUCCACACUCCUCUCCUGUACAUACUGCUCACUGUCAUACCCUCCACACUCCUCUCCUGUACAUAUUGCCUACUGUCAUACCCUCCACACUUAUCUCUUGUAUAUACUGCCCACUGUCAUACGUUUUACAUUCCUCUCUUGUAUAUACUGCCCACUGUCAUACCCUUUACAUUCCUCUCCUGUACAUACUGCCCAUUGUCAU
Messenger RNA from Staurois parvus, 408 nucleotides. The record is from the annotation of a GenBank genome assembly. NCBI's taxonomy places the organism in Eukaryota, Metazoa, Chordata, Amphibia, Anura, Ranidae.